GGGUAGUUACUGUAAAAUAAACUGUUAAGUAGGAAGUCGCCUUAAGCUACACCCAUGUAGUCCAUAGCCACACCGCUGUUGGGUGUGUUGCCUUCCAGUACCUUCUUGGUUUCACAGGCGUGCGGAACACAUCGGAUAAUUUAAUGCGUAGCCUACUAAAAAAUACAUUAUUAAACUAUUUAUCAACGUAUUUGAUGAAUACUUUUCUGUAAGAUAGCAAGAUAAAGAACAUAGUAAAAUAUUUUAUUGUCAUUGAGAAUCAUAUCCUCAAGAGUCGGAGUUUUGAGCGUGUACCUGAACGCAUCGUAAACGCAGCUCUCUGCUGGUCGGUCAGCUCCUCUCCUCCGCUGUAAACACACGGUGUAAACUCAGUAAACUGGGUGGAUCCAACCAGGACACAGACAAACUUCUCAAAACACCAUGCUGUGAGAGCGAGCACCAUCACCGUGGAUUCAAACAGGAGGACCUCGGCAGCUGUAAUUCCUUCACGCGCACACAGCAAGCAGGCCUUCUCCUAUUUCUACAAUGACCACCCUCGAGGACGGCCACAUGUACACCUUUGGCCCGGAGCUGCCCGCCAUGUUCGAUGGCAUGAAGCUGGCAGCAGUGGCGGCCGUGCUCUACAUCAUUGUGCGCUGUCUGAACCUGAAGAGUCCUCCUGCUCCACCAGAGGUCAUCUACCAGGACACGCCGCUGAGCCACUACCUGCUUAAGUCCUGCCCAAUGCUGACCAAAGAAUACAUUCCUCCCUUGGUUUGGGGGAAGUCCGGUCAUCUCCAGACAGCCCUGUAUGGCAAGAUGGGACGUGUCAACACUCCAACGCCCUGUGGUGUUCGCAAGUUCCUCCCGAUGCAGGAUGGAGCCACAGCUACGUUUGACCUCUUUGAAGCUCACGGAGAGCACAGCACAGGAGAUGACAUUACCAUGGUAAUCUGCCCUGGGAUCGGUAACCAUAGUGAGAACAACUACCUCCGGACCUUUGUGGAUUACUCCCAGCGGCAGGGUUACCGCUGUGCCGUCCUCAACCACCUGGGAGCCCUACCCGACAUGGAGCUCACCUCGCCACGCAUGUUCACAUACGGUUGUACCUGGGAGUAUGCAGCCAUGGUGGGCUACAUCAAACGCACUUUUCCCCAGACGCUGCUGGUGGUUGUGGGCUUCAGCCUGGGGGGUAACAUCGUCUGUAAGUUCCUGGGAGAAAACCGAUCGAACCAGGACCGAGUGCUGUGCUGUGUCAGCGUCUGCCAGGGUUACAGCGCCCUCAGGGCCCAGGAAACAUUCCUUGAGUGGGACCAAUGCCGGAGGCUCUACAGCUUUGUCUUGGCAGACAAGAUGAAGAAGCUCAUCCUGUCACACAGGGACAGUUUGUUGAGCAUGAACUCCAGCAGCAUUGGAGACGCAGACCUGAACAGACUGUACACAGCCACGUCUCUGAUGCAGGUGGAUGACUGCAUCAUGAGAAAAUUCCACAACUACAGCUCACUGAGAGAAUACUAUGAGAAAGAGAGCUGCGUGCACUACAUCCACAAAAUCACUGUACCCCUCCUCCUGGUAAACGCUGCAGACGACCCGCUAGUCCACCAGUCGCUACUGGCUAUUCCACGCACACUCGCAGAGAAGAUGCCCAAUGUGGUGUUCGCCCUGACCCAGUAUGGAGGCCACAUGGGCUUCUUCGAGGGAGCCGUGCUGUUCCCUCAGCCCCUCACCUGGAUGGACAAGGUCAUAGUCGAGUACACCGACGCCAUCUGCCACUGGGAGAAGACGUGGCCGGUCUGCCGGAGCGGCAGCCCCCGGGACACGAACUCAUACCUGCAGAGCACAGGGUAACACUGAGUGGGUGACGCGUGCAUAUGAAGAGUCCAGGGAAAAAAAAUGCACAAUGACACAAAGGCACAUGCUCAGCCCUCUGCAUCUGCUCUUCUUCAGCACUAAUGGUCAUGCAGUUUGGUGAUUCUCGUAAAUGUUGUUGGAUUACACAGAGAGGUCAGAGCGGAGGUGGCUUAACCAACUUGUAAAGGAAAACUUCCAGAGAUAAUAAUACCUGUGAGUGUAACGUGACCCCACGCUGAAUUGUUCCUUCCUCUUUUGUUCUCACUUAACCUCCAGUGGAACAAUAGUUUGCCCUCUACUGGGUUUUGGCAGCAGCUUCUUCUUUAGUGUUAACGGCAGCGAUGUAAUCGGCAGGGAAGUGCAUUCAUGCCAGAGCUUCAAUGUGAUUUUUGACCUUGGUUUUAAAAGGGGAAAAAGUCAUGUUAGCAGGCUUUCUUGUAAUGGCCAAGGGCAUGGUCAAUGUGAAAGCCCCCAAAUACCGACUACGGAUGAAACAAACUCCUGGUGCCUGUUGUAUAUUAUGCAUCCCAACUAAGUAUAAUUUGUAUUUCAACCGCUUCAGUUACAGUAUGUGUAUGUGUCUGCUGCCCUUUAAUUCUGUACAGCUGCGCGUAGUGGACUCACACAUAUUUCACAGUAACAGUGAAGAAAUAAGAGGUUUCUGUCUCCUGAAAUGCUGGAGCACCGGGCAGGAAGCAGAUGAAAAAUUAUACUUAGCAGACAGAGGAAGUUGGAAACAAAUAGAAACCUGCGUGAGAUAAAGACCAAGACAUUUUGUAGUUUAACAAAGCUUUUGGUCAUCAUUUAAGGAAAUGCUGUACACGCAAAAAAUAAAUAUAUGUUAUGUUUAUCUAUGUAAGGUUUCUGAUAAUCUGAAGAGCUGCAAUACUGCACGACUGAGUUUACAGCCGUAGUUACUGCUCACCAUGAUGUCUGUCCUCUUCAGUUGAGUUCUGUGUUAAUGUCCGUUGUAUAACAUACUAAAAGCACAUUGCGUGCUGAACGUUUAUUGCAGGACGGAUGUGGUACGAUUUUGGUUUGGUUUAUUUGCAUCAUUUGAGGCAUCAUUUUCAAAACAGUCCAGUUUUUUCACUUUGCAUUUUCAUUCUGUGCAGAGGACCAUCAGCACGCGGUAUUUCACUCUUCACUGUUGCUAAAUUCAUUUCCUAAAUUGUACUGUUUUUGCUGCAGAAAGUGUGUUUUUAGUUGUCCACAACCCAGGGCAAGAGAUCUAUGGAAAGUGUUGCAAAAAUACACUCUUCCUAAAGAAAGGAGAAAGGAGAGUGAAAAUGAGGAGCAAAAAACAAUUUGUUCUUAUUUAUAAAAUGAGAAAUCAAAUGUUGGGCCUUUCUUUGGACUCUCUUCUUAGUUGUGAUGGCCUGAAAGGCACCUGUGUUAGGUUUAAUUAGCACACAGUGGAGGUUUCAUAGUCAACAUCAACUUGAACGAGCACUAACUGACAGGUUAGCACUGUACUGUAAAUACAGAGAAGCCCUGUGGCAUCUCAUGAUUUUGUACUUUCCCCCGGUACAGCCCUGAUGAAGGACCUAAACCCUUUGUUUAACGCAUUCAGUUUAUUCUGUUAUUUGUUUGUUUUCACUAGCCUGUGUCUAGGUGCGCUUGUGUGAUAUGAAUCAGUUUCCUGUGACUAAUUUCCUGUCACGCUGCACCCAGUUUUUUUUAGAUUGUCUGUUUAUGUGCAUUUAUCUUAAAAUCAACCUCUAAAUCAUCAGUUUACCUUCUCAGUCCGUCCUUUCUUAGUCGUAUGCAGCCUGCAGCAGCACAACUACUGUUUACACGUGCAACAUAACACGACCGUUUUGCCUGGAAUUUACUGUCCAUAGUUCCUGUUAAUGCGCAUGAGCUCAAGUGAGCACAUCCGUUAAUAAAUAUUUUUCGCAAACAUC
Messenger RNA from Mugil cephalus (flathead mullet), 3737 nucleotides. RefSeq names its product abhydrolase domain containing 2, acylglycerol lipase b (gene abhd2b). NCBI's taxonomy places the organism in Eukaryota, Metazoa, Chordata, Actinopteri, Mugiliformes, Mugilidae. The transcript is spliced from 11 exons. Bases 526 to 1827 code for a protein of 433 amino acids. The record is from RefSeq and is a predicted model, not a curated record. Gene Ontology annotation, cellular component: sperm flagellum; sperm plasma membrane. Gene Ontology annotation, molecular function: monoacylglycerol lipase activity; acetylesterase activity. Gene Ontology annotation, biological process: acylglycerol catabolic process; sperm capacitation; medium-chain fatty acid catabolic process.